AGCGACAUUGAUAAGUAACCAGGAGAUAGCUAGCCAUUGUUAUAUCACCUAAAUUAUGCGACCCCAGAGGGAGAAAAAUCAGAUGUCAGAGCUUCCUCAAGAAGUUUCUACCAGACAACAGGUUAUGGGAGUAGAGAUACUUGACAAUCGACCAGAAGAUGAAACUCGAGCUGCUCCGGUUGAGGAUGUUGAAGAACACAAAUUCCUUGGAAAGGCUAGUUGCAUAGAAACGACAUCUCUUUGCGGGGGGGGACUCAGGGUGAUUAAGGAAGAGGCAGAAAAUCUCUUGCAAGCAAGCUUUAUCAGAAGAGUUAACUAUUGUGAAUGGGUUACCAACCCAAUGUUGGUGAAGAAAGCUAAUGGCAAGUGGAGAAGGUGCAUUGACUACACUAACCUUAAUCAGGCUUGUCCUAAAGACUGUUAUCCGAUGCCAAACAUUAACAAAUUGGUCGAGGCAACUUUUGGAAAUGAGAGAUUGAGUUUGUUAGAUGCAUAUUUCAGAUACCACCAAGUCCCAAUGGCCCCUGAUGAUGAAGAGAAUACAUCAUUUUAUGCAGGUAAUGAAAUUUACUGUUAUGCCAUGAUGCCAUUUGGCUUAAAGAAUGCAGGUGCCACUUACCAAAAAAUGGUAACUAUCAUGUUUCGAGCUCAGAUUGAUAGGAAUUUGGAAGUUUAUGUUGAUGACAUCGUGGUGAAGAGCUUGAAAGUUGAAGACCAUUUAGCUAACCUAGAUGAGACUUUCACCAAUUUGAGGAAAAACAAGAUGAGAUUAAAUCCAACAAAGUUUUUGGGUUUCAUGGUUUCCAAAAGAGGGAUCAAGGUCAACUCGGAGAAGAUCAAAGCAAUAGAAGAGAUGGGACCUUUGAAGUCAAUUAAAGAUGUGCAGAGGUUGACUGGGAGAGUGGUAGCCCUUCAUAGAUUUGUUUCCAAGUCAGCUAACAAGUGCCUCCCAUUUUUCAAGAUCAUGAGAUCGGCAACUCAAAAAGAUGAAUCUAGCAAACAGAAAAAGUUCGAAUGGGACCUAGAAUGCCAAGCUGCAUUUGAUGAGCUUAAGUCCUAUCUUAGCUCGCUGCAUUUAUUGACGAAAGCUAUUGAUGGGGAGAUCCUUUGCUUGUACCUCAGAAUCUCAGAUGAAUCAAUCAGUUUUGUGUUAGUGAGAGAAAAGGGAAAGCGACAGAAACCAAUCUAUUAUACAAGUAGAGUACUACAUGGGGCAAAGCAAAGAUAUUCUAUCGUUGAGAAAGCAACGUUAGUAGUUGUUACUUCAGCUAGAAAACUAAGGCUACAUUUUCAGUCACACCCAAUUGUUAUCCUUACAAACCAACCUCUUCGGCAAAUCUUACAGAAGCUAGAGUGCUUAGGCAGGUUAAUCAAAUGGGCAAUCAAGUUGGGGGAAUUUGAGAUUACAUUCCAACAAAGGUCAGGAAUCCGAGCUCAAGCAUUAGCAGACUUCAUUGUUGAGUGCACCUCUAAUUAGUCAAGUCCAAAUCCUGAGCCAGAUACAUGGGUUCUAUAUGUUGAUGGGGCUUUAAACAAUAGAUGGUCAGCAGCUGGAACAGUUCUAAUGGGACCAGAUGGCUAUCGAAGUGAGCAUGCUUUGAAAUUUAAUUUUGAUGCAACUAAUAAUAUGGCUGAAUACGA
Messenger RNA from Rubroshorea leprosula, 1641 nucleotides. The record is from the annotation of a GenBank genome assembly. NCBI's taxonomy places the organism in Eukaryota, Viridiplantae, Streptophyta, Magnoliopsida, Malvales, Dipterocarpaceae.